This is a messenger RNA of Xyrauchen texanus (razorback sucker), 4014 nucleotides long. RefSeq lists its product as uncharacterized. The transcript has 10 exons. The coding region runs from base 677 to 3421 and encodes 914 amino acids. The record is from RefSeq and is a predicted model, not a curated record. Gene Ontology annotation, cellular component: ribonucleoprotein granule; mitochondrial matrix. Lineage: Eukaryota; Metazoa; Chordata; Actinopteri; Cypriniformes; Catostomidae. Gene Ontology annotation, molecular function: RNA binding. Gene Ontology annotation, biological process: mitochondrial RNA processing; regulation of mitochondrial mRNA stability.
ACACCGGGGCGUCAGACGACCACUGGCGGAGUGCAAGGGGAGUGUAGCAGAAAGCUGUAUAUCCUGAGGUUACAAGACAUGACAGAUGUGUCAGUCGCGGCGACAGGAGAUGAGUCUUCUGUAUGAGUCUGUAUUAAGAUCGUAGAGGUAGUGGUGUAGUAGUUCUCAUCACACAGCUUUAGAAUUACAUUCACUGAGAAACACUGUUCGACUUUAGCACCUGGGAAAGGGACGUGCAUGUUGAUUAAGUGCUGCUUUGAGGAUUGCACCGUAUACACGCACUUUACUAGCCACAUUUAAAAACACUUGCCAUUUCAUGACUUUAAACAGAAUUGCUCUAGCUUCAACUGCCAGAUACUGUGAAAUCAUCAGUGUAGCAGCUGGUAAACAAGCGCUCAGCUGCUGCUCUUCCGGGGGCCUCACCAGAUGCUGCUCGAAUUCUCCUUUUACAACAUGCCAGGCCCCGUGAACGCUUUAUUUAAGACUUCUUUUUAAAUCCCCUGUUUAGCCGUAGAGCUGUUGAAUUGUUUUGGGUGGAGUGCAAUAUUCUUUGUCAAUGCCACCAUCUCCUGCGGGUGAAAUCCUCCUCCUGACCCUGCACAUCCAUCCAUCCGCCAUCCUCUGAGAUAAACAUGAGUGUUCUCAUGAGCUUCACUGUUGGACCCACCCAUAUACCAUGCUGGAGCUGCUUGUUCGCCUUGGCCUCUUAACCUGCAGGAGAUUCUCCUUGCCCCACCAGCCUUCUUGCCUACUGAGUCCAGGUGCUCUCACUAGUAUGUACACCACACGCAUGUACGGUGGAGGUGGGGGCAAGCCAGGUCGUCGCAUCGGCCUAAUGGGAGGAGGGCAGCCCAUGCUGGAGAACCACCAUCACCCACUUCCUCCUCCUCCACAUCAUUCACAUGUCCAUCAUCCUCAAAAUUACUCACCCGUUUAUCAGGCUCGUCUAGAUGCCCACCGGCCUCAUUUUCAGACCCACCAGCACUACCACACACACUCACAAGUCACUCACCUCCCUCCUCCGCACUAUCAAUCCCAUACACAUUUCCACCACAGCAAGAAAAAGACGUGGAACUUCAUCCAUGAGAAAAUGAGCUACGACACCUUCUUCACCAUGAAACGGCUGAUCGAUCGCUCAUGCAUGGUGGAUGAAGUUCUCCGCUGGGUCACCCAGAAUCCAGGGAAGGUCUCGCACAAUCACUACCCCAUCGCUCUGCAGAAGAUAGGUCAGCUCCUGGUACUUCAGCAGGCUGGUGGUCAGGCGGUUGGGAGUGGAGGAGCGGGUGAAGGAGCUUUGCACUCAUCUGCUGGCGGAGGCUCGGGGGAGAGCGGCGUACGAAAAAUUCUGGAUAAUCGGGAUUUUCAGACGCUCUGUGAUGCCAUUGUCAAUGACUGCUCCAAGUUUGACAAUUUCAGCAUUGUUAACUGCCUUUAUGCUGUUGCUGCACUUGGGCUGCCCAAUGACUCUCAGAUUGUGCAGGUGCUAGAGGAAGAGUCCCAGGCUCGCCUGUCCCAGUUCAACCAAAAGGACAUCUCUAUGGUUUUCAGCAGCUGCAUGAAGCUGCAUCCGUCCAGCCAGCAUCCCUUGAUCGAGUCGUGCCUUGCUGGGCUAGAGAAGCACAUUGAGCGGGAGCGCCACCCCCAGACGCUCUUCCUCCUGCUUUCUUACUACCGCACUAAGUGGAGAGCACUGCGGGCGGCAGAUGGAGCCUCCCCGGAACAGCUGAUUGUGAACCGAAAGAUCCUGCGGCUGGUGAAGCACACCCUGGCCAGUGUUAGCAGCGUUAGGGACCAUGAGAUGGCCCUGCUAGAUGAGAUGCUGUCAGCAUGUGCAAGGGAAGCCAGUAACAAGAGCCUUGAGCUCAUCUUCAGCUCUCACCUCUUCUACCAGAACAGGCAGGAGAAGUUUGUGAGCAGCCUCGCAGAGGAGUUGCCUAAAAAGGUUGAAAGCAUCACACCUUACACCAUGGCUCUCAUUGCCAAGUACAUCGCUCGCCAUCGUCUCAGAGAAACACGUCUGCUGGAUACUAUUGCUGACUUCUUGGUCAAGAAGGGUGAAUACUUGGACAGCAAGGUGAUCCAGAAGCUUGUGUUCCCAUUCAGUCGUAUGAGCUAUCGACCGGCAAAUGAGGCUCAGUUCUUCUCCAAAUUGGAGAUGGCGCUCGAACUAAAGGCUCUGAGCUCUCCCCUGGCCACCGUAAAUAUCCUAAUGUCCUUGUUCCAGCUGGGUCAUUUUCCAGGGCUUGUCUUGCACCGUGUCUUCUCUCCAUCAUUCAUCAGUAAUGUCACCAACAGUCCGUAUGCCCUGAUUGUACGGCGGUACCUUUCACUAUUGGAUGCAGCUGUAGAGUUGGAAUACAGGGAUUACACUGGACCCCGCCUUCAGGAAUCACAUAAAGUGCUCAUGUUUGAUCGCGCACUAACUGCAGAUGAGGUGAACCGCAAAUACAGUUAUAAAGGUCUGGUUGCAGAGGCACUCAGGCAGCUUGUUGGCGAGCAUUGCUACAAACAGGAUGAAGUUCUAGCACCAGGAUAUUACACAGAUUUCCUGCUGUGGAUCGACAGCAUAGGCCGUGUUCUCCCUAUCAGGACUGGGGCACCAGCAGCAUCAUCAGGCACAGGUUCAAUCCCAUGUGUAAUACUAAACUUAAAAUCUCCUGAAGGGUCUGGCUCUGUCGCAGCUCUCACUACUGACUUCCAGAAGUUCUCCCCUUUUGCCCCUUCACUGGUGGUUGGGGGUGACAGACAAUCAGGAGAUGAGUCUGCCUUCCUCUCCACUCACAUGCGCCCCCAAACAGCAGGAGCAACAGCUCAGAGAGUUGGUCCUAAUGGAACUGUACCAUUGGACUACAACCCAUAUUACAAUACUUCAGAUUAUUACUCAAAUCUAGCCAAGGAGCACUCUCUGGAAAGCCAGGACAGCUCCACCCUCAGUAGCCCCUCAGACUGCCUGACCCAGGCAGGGUCUUCUGUUCCCGGGGCCGUUGCCCCACAAGACUCCCUCUUCCAGUUCUCAAUUGGAAAAAUUCUGGAGGAUGAAGGGGGUGCUGCCAUCUCAACUGGAGCAAUCCCUGGGCCAGACUGUGAGAUCACUGCAUUUUAUGAAGGAGUGACAUACCCAGAGGGUAGCGAGAGCAAUGUAGUGGCCAGUUCUCCACUGCAGCUUCACAACCUAGAAAACCCAGAAGCUGACCAGACCACAGGAGAGCAAUUGAAAAGGGUUAUAAUGUCAGUAAAUGAUAAAUGGCAUUAUUGCCAUAAUUCUGAUGUACUGGUCGGAUCCAGGGCCAUGAGAGACCGCCACCUGCAGUUGCUGGGCUACAUUAUACUACAGUUACCCUAUCUGGAGCUGGAGAAGCUGAAUGGGAUAGAGGAAGUGAAACAGUAUCUUCACAAAAAGCUGCUGAAGGUUCCUUUAUGACACAAUAAAGGCAGCGAGUGUGUUUGUGUGCUACAGAAAGCAUGUGCAACUUUCAAGGUUUCAAGAGGUUUUGUUGUUUUCAGAAAGACUGUUGUGUGUGUAUGUAUGUGUUUUUGUGUGUGUGUGUCUGUAUGUGUGUUUGUACACACAGGAUGAGAACAGUUCUUGUUUUCAGCACAGAACAUCUGUUAACACAAGGAAUCUGUGUGGGUGUUAUCUUAAUUCUUUGAUUAUAGAGAAGCAAAAUUUAAACUGGUGUAUGGUAUGUAGUCCUUUUAACUGUGCCUGGGUUUCUGAAAAAUUUUACCACAUCAUAAAGCAUACAUUACUUACCCCCAGCCAACAAUUAAAGGCCAUUUAGCUUUCAGUAAUGGAAAUAUUGAUCAUUCACAAUUCAGUAGAACUUCUGGAAUGUUUUUGGUAUAUUUGGUCAUUGGUUUGAUCACUAAGGGGUGAGAGGAGCAAGUUGUUUAAUAUUGUAUGUGCCCAAGCAUUUUCUUUUUUAAAAUUUUUCAUUUGAUUGUGUCCCCACAUCCCUUUUUUGUCAUCACUGUUAUUUUGGUGUGUUUAGGUGCAAACUUGGGAGUAGACAC